Cornus florida is the source of this 1865-nucleotide messenger RNA. Its product is annotated as DEAD-box ATP-dependent RNA helicase 36. Lineage: Eukaryota; Viridiplantae; Streptophyta; Magnoliopsida; Cornales; Cornaceae. Gene Ontology annotation, molecular function: RNA helicase activity; nucleic acid binding; ATP binding. The record is from RefSeq and is a predicted model, not a curated record. The transcript is spliced from 6 exons. The coding region runs from base 192 to 1679 and encodes 495 amino acids.
UGGGAUCAUUAUACUGGGACACAGGACAAGUUUAGAGAGGAGGUAACAUUUCUCUCUAGGGUUUAUUAGUGGUUUUUUUUGGUUGAAUUAGGGUUUAUUAGUGGUUUUUUUUGGUUGAAUUAGGGUUUAUUAGCUACUUCUCUCAAUUUCAAGGAAUACUAACAAAAGUCUUUCAAAAUUCCGGUUGAAGUAUGGAUGAGGAAACCCCAGUGGAUGAAAAUUUCCCUUUAUUUUCCCACCGGAAAAUCACACCCACAGUAGCAAAACCCUCCUCCACAACCCCCGCACUCGCACCACCCACCACCACCCAGAACCCUAGUUCUCCAGGACUCCAGAAAGAAUCAAACCAUAACCCCAAUAGCCAAGUCGUCUCUUUCUCCGAACUCGGCCUUGCCCAAUGGGCAGUCCAAACCUGCAAAGAACUUGGAAUGAACAAACCAACUCCGGUCCAACACCACUGCAUUCCCCGAAUCCUCGCCGGCGAGGACGUGUUGGGGUUAGCUCAGACCGGCAGCGGCAAAACGGCGGCGUUUGCUCUGCCUAUACUCCACCGCCUCGCAGAGGACCCAUAUGGGGUGUUUGCGCUGGUGGUGACGCCAACCCGAGAGCUGGCAUACCAGCUGGCCGAGCAGUUUCGGGCUCUUGGAUCGUGCUUGAAUUUGAGGUGCGCGGUUGUGGUUGGUGGGAUGGAUAUGAUUACCCAGGCUCAGACCCUGAUGAAACGCCCUCAUGUGGUUAUCGCAACUCCGGGGAGGAUCAAGGUUCUCAUUGAACAGAAUUCUCCUGAUAUUCCUGCUAUCUUCUCAAAAACAAAGUUCCUAGUCUUGGAUGAAGCAGAUAGGGUUUUGGAUGUGGGCUUUGAAGAAGAACUGAGAGUAGUUUUCCAAUGCCUGCCAAAAAAUCGGCAAACUUUAUUAUUCUCUGCAACAAUGACAAAAGACCUACAAACAUUACUUGAGCUGUCUGCAAAUAAAGCAUACUUCUAUGAAGCAUAUGUAGGUUUCAAGACAGUUGAGUCUCUUAGACAGCAGUAUGUUUUAGUCCCAAAAAUGGUGAAGGAUGUUUAUCUGCUACACAUUUUGUCCAGAAUGGAAGACAUGGGUAUUCGAUCUGCCAUCAUUUUUGUUUCCACCUGCAGUAAUUGUCAUCUCCUAAGCUUAUUACUGGAAGAGCUUGAUCUGGAAGCAGCAGCAUUACAUUCAUUUAAAUCCCAGUCUCUGAGGCUUGCUGCACUACAUAGAUUCAAAUCCGGACAGGUUCCUAUAUUGAUUGCAACUGAUGUUGCCAGUCGUGGUUUGGAUAUUCCUACUGUUGAUAUUGUUAUCAACUAUGAUAUUCCGAGGUACCCAAGGGACUAUGUCCAUCGUGUUGGUCGUACUGCUAGAGCAGGCAGAGGGGGGCUGGCUUUGAGCAUUGUUACAGAGAAUGAUGAAGAUCUUGUUAAAGCAAUAGAAGCUGAUCUUGGGAAACAAUUGGACCAAUUUGACUGUAAAAAGAAAGAGGUAGAGGUGCCUACUGAUGUCACAAAGGUUUUCAAGGCCAGACGUGUGGCAGAAAUGAAGAAGAAAGAUGGUGGCUUUGAGGAGAAAGUGAAGGCGCGGAAAGAACAGAAACUGAAGACAUUAUCAGAGAAAGGACUACUGAAGAAAAGGAGUAGAAAGAGAAAAAGGAAAACAUAGUGAAUGGUGGGACGUUGAAGUCUCUCUCUCCCUCUGCCCCUCUCUCUCUCCAGAUGGGAAUCAACCCUGUACUGGCGGUAUCAGAGGUAGGGGAUUCUACAAAAAUGUAGUUUGAAGGAGCCGCCUUGUGACAUUUGGCUGUGGUAAUAUUUAUUAGUUGUUACUAAAUUUUUUUUUUUUUUUUUU